AAAACACCUUUCCCCUCCAGUCCUCGACUGCGUAUCUCAACACUAUGCCGCCCUCGGUGGCGCAUCUGCACACGCUGCUCGCCAGGAAUGCCAAGAUAGUCAAGGCAGCCUGGAAGCAAGCCUCUCGUCUCGUCGAAACACAUCUCGGAGCCUCUACUCGCGCAGCACAAACCGAAUUACAACCUAUAGUCGUCCGUAAUGCUGCUCGUCACCCUGUUCAUCCACUUGCUGCUCUCAAGCAAAGCAAAGGCAGGUGGUACUCGACGCACAGUGCUAUAGGCUCUUUCGUUCGACGAUUUACCACUCAAGCCAAAGCAGUUUCGAGAUACGAUCGCGCCUCUUUUCCUAAGUCCCGCAUCGGAUCGGCCGUAAAUGCAUCCAGUGGUCGGGCUCCCUUUGCGACAACUCUGCGGCCCAAUCUAACCGGCGGUACACUCGGCCGUUCUGCAGGCGGAUAUGGUUUCGGUGGUGGUUCGGCAAGAUACUUCUCGCAUGGGCCAACGGCACCAGCUCAGGUUGUACAGAAUGUGUCUCAGGCUGUACGAGCUUUCUUGAUCUCCGGGCAGAAGGUACAAUUCAAUGGCGUUGAUCCGAUUACCGGUGAGAAGCGAUACAAAGCUAUCACACCACUACAGGAUAAUGUGAACCGCAAGGUCAACAAACUUCCCAAGGCUACUCCUGGCUCCUUCAUCGACUUCAAAAUCAACCCUACAAUAACUGCACUGACACCCCUGAGCGCCAUUGCUGGUUUCGCACCAGCCCAUGGCCCGGACAACCUCAACACUGACGGUCUCAAAGACGUCUUGGCCACUGACUUCUCAAGAAGUCUCAAGGAGCUUUCUGCAGUUCUCAAUGACCUGAAUCGCCUGUCCGCUCUUGGGGACCUACCUAUAAGCUAUCAAGGAACGUCGUUGCGCGUGCAUUUCCCAGGAUGUGAUGCGGAAACUGUUUUGAAUCUUUGCGAUGAAAUGGGCAUAUCACGCGGCAUCAUCACGCAAGAUGAGGAGUUUGAUGCCUUUGUCGGUACAGACAUAGCGCUUCUCUUCCCUUUCGCCCCCGAUGGUACCGCGUCCGAGUGCUCGUUCUACGAGAAGCCAAUCGACCACAGAGGCUAUGCACAAGACAAGGUGCAAUGGCAGACGAUGCUUACUCCUGAACGGCAAUCAGCUGUCGAGUAUUCCACAAAGUCUGAUACAGGUGAAGACUUCGAAGACAUUGCGGGCGAAAAUCCGUGGCUGUCGUCACCGUCUGAAUUCGACAGUCUAUAUGCGAGCGACAUGAGUGAAUCUAUGAUUUCCGAUCAUGCCUUCGACAAGCAUACUCCUUUGGAAUACCAAGGGUUUGAAGGCAUUUAUCGGUUCAUGGAGCAUUGUGAAUCAGCUUCAUCCUGGCGGUGAAGUGGUGUAUCAGUCACAGUAGGCUACAAUUUGUACUAAGGCGUUCUUGAUUAGGUGAUGAUGCCAGGGCAUGUGACACCUCAGCUCCAGCAGAGGCGAAUGCAUGCCAUACCAACACUACGUGCGGACUAGCAUUUUUCUUUUGUACAGAUACCAAUGAAAUCUACUAUAUGCGACAUGCGCUCCUGAACAUAUCUCGACGAAAAUCACACUCGCUGCAUGCUGACUACUCUUUGUAGAAAGUUCCCCUUUCCAUCUACGUGCUCGAUCUCUCCAUCCUUGGCAGCCUUGACUUUCUUGGAUAUCUGUAUGUCCCCAAUCUUCCACGCUCUUAGCAACACCAUGCAUAAUGCAGCACCCAUAUACAUAAAACCGGCAAAGAGCUGCGCACCGAGAUAUUUGCCCCCAUUCAUGGUCACUAUC
Molecule: messenger RNA, 1820 nt
Organism: Pseudovirgaria hyperparasitica
Lineage: Eukaryota; Fungi; Ascomycota; Dothideomycetes; Acrospermales; Acrospermaceae
Exons: 2
Coding region: 45-1397 (450 amino acids)
Biological process (GO): proteasome assembly
Molecular function (GO): proteasome binding
Source: RefSeq, a predicted model, not a curated record